Messenger RNA from Cydia pomonella (codling moth), 4293 nucleotides. It is a transcript of the gene svp, whose product is annotated as steroid receptor seven-up, isoforms B/C. Lineage: Eukaryota; Metazoa; Arthropoda; Insecta; Lepidoptera; Tortricidae. The record is from RefSeq and is a predicted model, not a curated record. The coding region runs from base 391 to 1230 and encodes 279 amino acids. Gene Ontology annotation, molecular function: nuclear receptor activity; RNA polymerase II cis-regulatory region sequence-specific DNA binding. The transcript is spliced from 4 exons. Gene Ontology annotation, biological process: anatomical structure development; cell differentiation; regulation of transcription by RNA polymerase II.
UUUAAGGUAUUUGUAUCUUUUAAAGAAAAUCUUUAUUUAUACGUAGCUUAAAUCAGAAAUUUACGAAACAUGUUCUUAAAAAAAAACAAUCAAUAUAAACCAUAGAAAACAAUGUAAAAUUAAAUUUAACAACUACCUACAGAAGUACCGAAGACGUCAAAAGCUGUAAUUAGCUGCCACGUCACCAAAUAAUUACCUAAAUGAUGGUGAUAGCCUCACGAUAGCAAUGAAUGGGUUGGGAACCUCUCGAAGACAAAGGGAUGCAAAUCCUUCUUCAAGCGGUCAGUGAGAAGGAACCUGACGUACUCCUGCCGAGGAAACAGGAACUGCCCCAUCGACCAACAUCACAGGAACCAGUGCCAGUACUGCAGGCUCAGAAAAUGCCUCAAGAUGGGCAUGAGGCGAGAAGCUGUCCAGAGAGGCCGAGUGCCACCGACGCAGCCCUCCGGCCUCGCCCUGCCCGGCCAGUUCUCCCUCGCCAACGGCGACCCCGCGGGCGGCCUCAACAGCCACCCCUAUCUCUCCUCCUACAUCUCCCUGCUGCUCCGAGCGGAACCCUACCCAACGUCAAGAUAUGGCCAGUGCGUCCAACCCACCAACGUCAUGGGAAUAGACAAUAUCUGCGAACUAGCUGCAAGAUUACUGUUCUCCGCUGUCGAAUGGGCGAGGAAUAUACCGUUCUUCCCCGAUUUACAAGUCACUGAUCAAGUGGCGUUACUCCGGCUCGUAUGGUCGGAACUAUUCGUCCUAAACGCUUCCCAGUGUUCCAUGCCCCUACACGUGGCUCCUUUACUGGCGGCUGCGGGUCUCCACGCGUCACCCAUGGCGGCGGACCGAGUGGUCGCCUUCAUGGACCACAUCCGCAUCUUCCAAGAACAAGUGGAGAAGCUGAAAGCGCUCCACGUCGACUCGGCGGAGUACUCCUGUCUGAAGGCCAUCGUCCUCUUCACGACAGAUGCCUGCGGCCUGUCAGACGUGUCCCACAUAGAGAGCUUACAAGAAAAGUCCCAGUGCGCCCUCGAAGAGUACUGCAGAAGUCAAUACCCCAACCAACCUACAAGGUUCGGGAAAUUAUUACUCAGGCUGCCCUCGCUUCGAACUGUCAGCUCCCAAGUCAUUGAGCAACUGUUCUUCGUGAGGCUCGUAGGGAAGACGCCCAUAGAAACGUUGAUCAGGGACAUGCUGCUAUCCGGGAGCUCGUUCUCCUGGCCCUACAUGGCGACCAUGUGACACACGAUGUGGAGACAGCUGGCGGCCGCCUGAUCCUCGCCGUACGGCUUCCCGCCGUACUUGCCCAGCCAGCGGUUCGACCCGUUCCAACGAUUCCAACGAGAAGUCCCCCAAGAAGACGCCGUCACCAGCUCCAGCGAGUUCCAAGAAGCAGCGACCGAAGAAUACUUCGGAUCCAGGAGCAGGGACAGCGAGCGAACUGAAUGCCCAACCUUCGAUCCCAUAUCAGCUUUUUACCCCCCGAAAACAACUGAGAGCCAGGAGUUUGAAACGACGCAAAGUGACACUCAGAAAAACGCUCAAAAGACUUCCAUGAUGAUCGACAACCUACUAAAUCUACGGCCGGAACCGUGCGACAUGAAAUGAACAUUUAGUGGUCUAUUAGUUCAAGUUUUUUUGUUCCUCUGUAAAAAUACUUAGGCUUAUAUUUAAUUGUACAUAAAAUGUUUUAUUGUAAUAUAGUUAUGAUAAGGUGCGAAAGGCAUAGAAGUUUUCUACGAUGUUUGUGAUAGGUCGGAGGAAUUCUUUUUAAUAUCCAUUACGUUCAAUGGUCCUUGUAUAUUAUGCGAGCGCCUUAAAAGAGUCAAUGGAUAGGGAAUAUUAUUUAUAUUUUCUUCUGUAAAGCCAAUGAGGUUUUUAUAUCAAAUCGAUUUAUAUGAUAAAAGGCAAUAAGAUUACAUCGGUCGUGCAAUGUUGGUGUGUAUGUAGUAAUAGUGUAGAUACUUAGUCAACGACAUAGUUUUUGGAUAUUUUUUAUUUCACAGUGGUGCUCUUUGGUAUUUAUUAAUUCAGAAUAAAUAUGAGAUUUGUAUGGCACUACCAAAAUUACUAGGAUCUCUCUCUUCUCACAGAAAUCAUUGGUUAUUUGAGUAAGUAAAGUUGCAUCAAUGUAAGAAUAUUAAAAAAGAGAUUGAUUAAGUAAAAGUGAAACAGCACGGGAAAAUGUAAGUAUUUUGGUAGAGGCUAAAGCAAAACUUUAUUUCAAUAAGUUUUGGCGUUAUUUUCUAAACUGUAAAUAUUUAUACAUGGUACAUGUCUACUUAAAUAAUUCCGUAAAAGCAUUUAUUGUAUCGUUCCUUAACUUUUUUUAGAGUUUUACGUUUUAUAUUGAAAAAGUAGCUUUCAUAGAAAGAUUUAUUAUUGUAUAAACUCUGCAGUUUAUGUUCUACUCUUAAAAGAUUUCUUAGUGAGAAAUAAAUUAUAUUUGUUUUAAAUUCCUAAGUAAAUACAUAAAGGUCAUACAGAAGGAACACAUUUGCAGGCAGCAGCUCAGGCAGUAACUGACUUGUUCAAUUCAAAAGACUCACAGGCCAAUUCAAACGUAUGCCUGACAUUAAACCGAUAUUUGAAUGAUAUUGGAAUCAUAUCAGCGCGUUCAUUUCAUUCUGACUUGCCCGUACUUGUAUUAGUGUGAGCGAGACGCCAAUAUGAUUCAAAUAUCAAUUUGCCAGGUGCACGUUCCAAUUGGCAUGUCAGUUACACUAUAGUUUGGUCAUCCACGAUGACGCGUAGAUUUUUAAAAUAUAAUCUUUAAUAACAUGAAAUUACGAGUCAAAUCACGCGUCAUCGUGAAAGACACGAUCUAGUGCAAAUUGCAGAAACUUUAAAUUCAAAGAAUGUUGGUAGUAAGAAGUACAAAAUUAAUAAUUAUUAUAACUCUUUCUGUACUAUUUGUGUGCCGGCAAAACGUCCCAAAUUAUCGCUUGCAAUAAGGACGCCUAAACAGGAUAUUCGUAUACAAAUUCAAGCAAAUCUCAUCCUUAUGGCAAGCGUCAAAGUGGGACGUUUUGCCGGCCGCGGUCCCUUUUUACCCUUACGGCCAGUCAGCUCUGUUUCAUUUUGUAAUAAGUAUGCACAAUUUUAUUUUAAUUUUGCAUUUUCUACUACCGUAUUUUUCUUGGAAACAGGAUGUUGGUGUUGUUUCAGAAUAAUAUUUUAAAACAUUAUAAAUUAUGUUUUGAUACUUACCAUUGUUUAUACGAUAAUGCAUCGUACUUUCUUAAUCUAACGGGUUUUAUUUUGAAUUAUUGUUUUAAAAACAUUUCUUUUUAAUUGCAAUAUUUAUUAAUGCAUUUAAUAUUCCUUCAAAUUCCACAGCCAAGUCAUCUUAUCCAUAUACUUGUUAUUUCCGAUAUACUUGUGCAAGUAACUUGAAGUGAUCUACUUGUCCGUUGUAAACGAGGCCUCAAGCUUCAUCUUCCUGAAGAAUAAUAUUUAUUUUUAGUAAUUUCAUAGUAAUUAAAACAAUUUUUCUGAAUAAAACCCUUACUAAUGUCUAAAUGACAAGUCUCCUGCCAAAUCUGUAAUAUAGAUGAACUAUUUUUAAAAUGCGCUCCCCACCUACGGUACACUUAAACUCGAAAACACACAAUUUUCCUUUUUUUAAAUGUUAACCAUAUCAAGUAAUUUAGGAGGAUUUUUAAUUGUUUGAGAAAGCAAUGAAAAAAUUAAAAUGCUACUUUAUUUGGUUUUUUAAAGGUUCUAAUUAGACUGAAACAGGGUGUACAUUGUAAUGUACAAUGGGCCUUACGAAGUUAAAGCAUAAUCUUACUACUGUUGUUUGUAUACCCCAUUUCAUUUACCAUGGCGGGAUUCCACUUGAAACUGCAUAAAUAAAACCAUAAUGUUAAUCUAUUGUUUAACAAUUGCUUUACGAGCUCUGCUCUUCAAAGCCAGCGUGUGGUCAAAUUAUAACACAAAAAGAUCAAAACUGGACAGUUACAUGUAAGACGUGCCGCAAAAAAGUUUGCGGGGUAUCUUUUGCUGUCACUACUUGUAUUGUUUACGCCCAGUGACCGUCUUAAGUGGAUCCCGCCAUAGUAAAUGAAAUGGGGUACAUAACUGCGUUGUUGUGUCGGUAAGGUUACUUCGAUUGAGCAUAGUUGUUAGAGAGGAGAGCGCAUUUUAUAACUGAUUUAUCUCUAAGUGUAAAAAGCAAUGUAGGUAUUUAUUCGCAAUAAUGUACAGUGAAGGUGUAACAUAGGUUGGCGUGUAUGAGACUGUAUGAAUUGUAUGAUGUCUGGAGUAAUGUUGAGGAAUAAAAAAAUGUCUCUCUGGAUUUCA